This is a messenger RNA of Oncorhynchus mykiss (rainbow trout), 4243 nucleotides long. The record is from RefSeq and is a predicted model, not a curated record. NCBI's taxonomy places the organism in Eukaryota, Metazoa, Chordata, Actinopteri, Salmoniformes, Salmonidae.
UUCCAUAUUCUGGUCAGCUGAGGAUUCGGUCAGUCAUGUGACUGACAUCUGACAUGACACAAUAGUGUAAUGAAAAGUGUUGUCAUUGUGAAGUUCUUGUGAACAAGUCGGGAUGAUGGGGUUGACGAAAACAAGCGCUUGCAGCGUUGUGUUGCUACUUGUCGUGGCAAUUGAUACAGGGUUCUCGAAUCCCCUAAAAUCUAAAGAGUCCUGGGGAUAUGUUGACGUACGCGAGGGGGCACAUAUGUUCUGGUGGCUUUACUAUGCUGACAGCCCGUCCGCCAGCUACUCCCAGCUGCCUCUCGUGAUGUGGCUGCAGGGAGGCCCGGGAGGAUCAGGCUGUGGCUUCGGGAACUUUGAAGAGAUCGGACCCCUGGACAGAGACCUUGAGCCUAGGAAAAACUCCUGGGUUCAGUACUCCAGUGUAUUGUUCGUAGAUAACCCGGUAGGAACAGGCUUCAGCUACACGGACUCAGACGAGGCCUUCGCUACUGACGUGGCUACGGUCGCCUCCGACAUGCUGGUGCUGCUCAAACAGUUCUUCAACAAGGAGGAACAGUUCCAGAGCGUGCCCUUCUACAUAUUCUCAGAGUCCUAUGGAGGGAAGAUGGCUGCCGCGAUCUCACUGGAACUCACUAAGGCCGUAGAAAAAGGAACCCUGAAGUGUAACUUUGCCGGAGUGGCUCUGGGAGACUCUUGGAUCUCUCCACUGGACUCUGUUAUGACCUGGGGUCCUUAUCUGUACACCACGUCCCUGCUAGAUGACUACGGCCUGCGGGAGGUGAGCAGUGCAGCAGAGGCGGUGAAGCAGGCGGUGGAUCAGGGGCAGUACCUGAAGGCCACAGAGCUCUGGUCUGUCACUGAGAGUGUCGUGGAACAGAACACAAACGGAGUGAACUUCUACAACAUCCUCACCCAGGAACCUGAUGAGGAGAUGUCCUCCGUGGCUGGAGAAGGAUUCCUCUCUCUGCUGAUGCGGCACCACAUUAGCCCCCUCCACCGCCAAUCACUGAGCCAGUUGAUGAACGGGCCAAUCAGGAAGAAGCUGGGAAUCAUCCCUCAGAACGUCACCUGGGGAGGUCAGGCUGAGGCAGUGUUCAGCAGCAUGUCAGGUGACUUCAUGAAGCCAGUGGUGGACGUGGUGGAUCAACUGUUGGAUGCCGGGGUCAACGUCACCGUCUACAACGGACAGCUGGACCUCAUAGUGGACACCAUGGGUCAGGAGCAAUGGGUGAAGCAGCUGAAGUGGGUGGGGCUCCAGAGCUUCAGCCAAAUGAAAUGGACUGCCCUCGAUGACCCCGCCUUCCCGGGUGUGACCGGCGCCUUCUACAAGACCUACAAGAACUUCUCCUUCUACUGGAUCCUCAAGGCUGGUCACAUGAUCCCCUCGGACCAGGGACCCAUGGCACUGCAGAUGCUGAAGAUGAUCACACAGCAGGACUGACACACACACACUCGCACUUAAUAACACACACACACGCAUACCGCACACACUAGAGCUGGACGAUAUGGAGACCAACAAAUCCAGAUUGUGAUAUAUUUCCUUUUUUUAAAAUUUGUUGCAAUAUUGUUAAAUCAGUUAUUUUGGGGGGAGGUGUGCUAAAGCUGGACCACAUGGACUAAAAGUCCUAUCGGGAUGAAUGGAACUAUAAUAUGUGUUUUAAUGGUUAGUUACUUUACAUUAGCGAAGAGCUCGCUAUCGUGAUGAAUGGAACUACUGUUUUUAAUGGUUAGUUACUUUACACUAGCGAAGAGCUAAUAAGAGCAUCUUCUGUAAGAUGAGGGAAUGACAGCGUCUGCUAAAUGACACAUUUAAAAAUGUAAAUUAGUGGCAGGGCUCUAGACGGUGUGUUUCCAGGGCCAGGUAAGACAACUGAGAUGGUAGACUACGAUUCAAAAAGUAAGAUAUUCCCAUGCCACAUAUCCAGGGAAGGAAUGGUUGAUGUGCAACCUGUCAAAAGGAUCCACAAUGAUCACAUUUUAUUUUGGCCUCUUCAGAGAAUUGGCUGACAUCUUUGUGCCUAUUGGACUGUAGGCGAUAUGAUUCACCACCUGAGGAAGGGCGACAUCAAAACACUAAGAUUACUAACCGUAGAUGUGAUAUUGUUGCUAGGUAACCACGUAGGCUGAUGUCCUACAGGAACUUCCCAGCUCUAGGCCUAGGCUACUUGAUGUAGGUCUUAUUCACUGCAAAUGGCGCGCUCCACGAGAAGGGUGUAAUUGCGGCUCGCAAUUCUGGGCGUUACUGCAUGUGGUCAUUCCUUCAUCUGCAGGAACCCCUCUUUUUAUAGUUCUAUUGGUCCAUUAUUAAGUUAGGACUGUGAUCGAGAGGCGGGGGUGAGCCAGUUCAGUAGGGGGGGGCGGUAAAUGAACCAUAACGUUGGAGGCCAACCGCCGAUAAACCCCACCUUCGCCCUGUCGGACAUUGCUUUCCUGCAGUUCUGUUAACGACGUCGAUGGCAGGUGUUUGGCAGGCUGGAGAGAAGGACACUGUGCUAGCAAGGACUCAGGUACACAAGGCGGGAGGCAGCAGUAACUGGUUGGUUGGUAGCUAGCUAGGACUCCGUUACACAGAAGGCGGGAAGCAGCGGUAACUGGUUGGUAGCUAGCUAGGACUCCGUUACACAGAAGGCGGGAGGCAGCGGUAACUGGUUGGUAUCUAGCUAGGACUCCGUUACACAAGGCGGGAGGCAGCGGUAACUGGUUGGUAGCUAGCUAGGACUCCGUUACAAGGCGGGAGGCAGCGGUAACUGGUUGGUAGCUAGCUAGGACUCCGUUACAAGGCGGGAGGCAGCGGUAACUGGUUGGUUGGUAGCUAGCUAGGACUCCGUUACACAAUGCGGGAGGAAGCGGUAACUGGUUGGUUGGUAGCUAGCUAGGACUCCGUUACACAAUGCGGGAGGAAGCGGUAACUGGUUGGUAGCUAGCUAGGACUCCGUUACACAAUGCGGGAGGAAGCGGUAACUGGUUGGUUGGUAGCUAGCUAGGACUCCGUUACACAAGGCGAGAGGCAGCAGUAACUGGUUGGUUGCUAGCUAGCUAGGACACAGAGUUUCGUUCGCCACUCAUCAUUAUUUUAUUUCCCUUUUGACCAACAUUUUAAAUCUUCUAGAAUAUCAAGUGACCCUCAAGCAUGAAGAUCAAGACUAACCUACUUCAUGAAUUGAUUUGUUUGACAAUCGGAUGAAAACCAGUCAUGAUGUUGUGUUCAUGCCACAUUAAAAGGUCAUACAUUUUCACAGUUAAAUGACAUGUCUUCACACAGAGGAAGUCCCGUGAAGAAAACAUAUGUGUCUCCUUAUGGAAAUCAAAUGCCAGUUCGACUGAUUCAUCCUGGUGCCAGCCCUGAGGGACAGGCUGAGACUUUUCAUAGCAGGAAACAACAAUGCAUAGAGUAUUACUGUUGACCAGGUAAUGGUUCUAGAACAAUCCACAUGAACGUUGUGUAGCAAAAUCCCCCCCCCCCCCCCCCAAAGAAUGGUUCUAGAACAAUCCACAGGAAUGUUGUGUAGCAAAAUUCCCCCCAAAGAAUGGUUCUAGAACAAUCCACAGGAACGUUGUGUAGCAAAAUUCCCCCCAAAGAAUGGUUCUAGAACAGUCCACAGGAACGUUGUGUAGCAAAAUAACCCAAAAUGUAUGCAAAACGAUUUGGUAUGAGGAAGAUGGUGUCUGUAAUUUUUGGUUUAUCGUCCCAGCUCUAGUACGUGCACACACACACACACACACACUCUCUGAUGCCAGCUGGAAUGGCUCUCCGUCAGAUAUAAGGCAAUCAGGAAGAAUCACCAAAUAUAACCGACUGCUCAGUCCAGUAUCAUAGAUCGAGAUCAAUCUAUCUCGUACCACUACUGACGACCAACUGCUCAGUCCCACAUCAUCCAUACUGUACCAUUAUCCACCACAAAAUCUGCUUCCAGACUGGUGCACUAUAUAGGGAAUAGGGUGCCAUUUCAGAUUGUGCACUAUAUAGGGAAUAGGGUGCCAUUUCAGAUUGUGCACUAUAUAGGGAAUAGGGUGCCAUUUCAGAUUGUGCACUAUAUCAGUGUUCAGCUCGUCUCUUGCAGCAGUAGCUCUGGUCCAGGGUGUUUUUUCCCCGGCUUCGCUCUUCACUAUUGGAAGACACCCUGCACCAGAGCUACUACAGGGGAUACGGACUGGUACUCAAGAUCUGUUGAUUUAACUGAUUGAUUUUCUUUUGUAAAUUUGAGCGUGAGAACAAUAAAUAAAAGCUUUUUUUUCUAAA